CUCCCCCCCAGCGCUCCCCGGGCCCAAAGAUAUGGCAAUGGUAGUUAGCAGCUGGCGAGAUCCGCAGGACGACGUGGCCGGGGGCAACCCCGGCGGCCCCAACCCCGCAGCGCAGGCGGCCCGCGGCGGCGGCGGCGGCGAGCAGCAGCAGGCGGGCUCCGGCGCGCCGCACACGCCGCAGACCCCGGGCCAGCCCGGAGCUCCCGCCACCCCCGGCGCGGCGGGGGACAAGGGCCAGGGCCCGCCCGGCUCGGGCCAGAGCCAGCAGCACAUCGAGUGCGUGGUGUGCGGGGACAAGUCGAGCGGCAAGCACUACGGCCAGUUCACCUGCGAGGGCUGCAAAAGUUUCUUCAAGAGGAGCGUCCGCAGGAACUUAACUUACACAUGCCGUGCCAACAGGAACUGUCCCAUCGACCAGCAUCACCGCAACCAGUGCCAAUACUGCCGCCUCAAGAAGUGCCUCAAAGUGGGCAUGAGGCGGGAAGCGGUUCAGCGAGGAAGAAUGCCUCCGACCCAGCCCAAUCCAGGCCAGUACGCGCUCACGAACGGGGACCCGCUCAAUGGCCACUGCUACCUGUCAGGCUACAUCUCGCUGCUGCUGCGCGCGGAGCCCUACCCCACGUCGCGUUACGGCAGCCAGUGCAUGCAGCCCAACAACAUCAUGGGCAUCGAGAACAUCUGCGAGCUGGCCGCGCGCCUGCUCUUCAGCGCCGUCGAGUGGGCCCGCAACAUCCCCUUCUUCCCGGACCUGCAGAUCACCGACCAGGUGGCCCUGCUCCGCCUCACCUGGAGCGAGCUGUUCGUGCUCAACGCGGCCCAGUGCUCCAUGCCGCUGCACGUGGCGCCGCUGCUGGCCGCCGCGGGCCUGCACGCCUCGCCCAUGUCGGCGGACCGCGUCGUGGCCUUCAUGGACCACAUCCGCAUCUUUCAGGAACAGGUGGAGAAGCUCAAGGCGCUGCACGUCGACUCGGCCGAGUACAGCUGCCUCAAAGCCAUCGUGCUGUUCACGUCAGGUGAGGACGCGGCCGCGGGAGGGCAGGCCUCUGCGGGCGCCGCGGGCCCCGCGCCCCGCGCCCCCGCGCCCCACC
Molecule: messenger RNA, 1088 nt
Organism: Psammomys obesus (fat sand rat)
Lineage: Eukaryota; Metazoa; Chordata; Mammalia; Rodentia; Muridae
Product: COUP transcription factor 1-like
Exons: 2
Biological process (GO): anatomical structure development; cell differentiation; positive regulation of transcription by RNA polymerase II
Molecular function (GO): RNA polymerase II cis-regulatory region sequence-specific DNA binding; zinc ion binding; nuclear receptor activity
Source: RefSeq, a predicted model, not a curated record